Bradysia coprophila is the source of this 870-nucleotide messenger RNA. RefSeq lists its product as uncharacterized. Lineage: Eukaryota; Metazoa; Arthropoda; Insecta; Diptera; Sciaridae. Gene Ontology annotation, molecular function: ferric iron binding; oxidoreductase activity, acting on single donors with incorporation of molecular oxygen, incorporation of two atoms of oxygen. The record is from RefSeq and is a predicted model, not a curated record.
CGUAGAGUAGCCAGUUAUAGUUUGUAACGAAUUAAAGGCGAGACGGAAUCCGAACCGAUAUGUUGCUGCAAGCAUUAUUCUUAUUGUUGGCUGUUGUAACUGCCAAAGCUUCCGAAAAUAAAAGCCAGUGUGAUCUAUUGUCGAAUGACGAAACCAGACAGAAUACAUGUAUUUUGGCACCAGAAUCGGUCGAAGGUCCUUAUCACAUAGAUAAGCUGCUUGAGCGUUCAGAUGUUACAGACGGGGAACAAGGAAUUCCACUAGAGUUGACUUUCGUCAUAAGAGAUUCCGAGACCUGUGAAGUUCUACCAAAUAUCAUUGUUGAUAUCUGGCAAUGCAACGCAACGGGAUUUUAUUCUGGAUUCGUAAGUGAAGGUAAUGGGUAUGGCACAAGUCGCGGUAUACCUACAGAUGACUCGCGUUUUCUUCGUGGAAUUCAAACCUCAAAUGCAAAUGGAGAAGUAAAAUUCAAAACAAUCUAUCCAGGCUGGUACGUCAAUCGGGCUGUGCACAUUCACAUAAAACUGUACUAUGGCAUGAAUACAACCACAGCCAAAUACACUGGUCAACUGUAUUUCUCUGAAGAUAUGAACAACGCUGUUUCUAAUGUUUUACCAUACAGCGCUAUAAGAGAUUAUCGCACUCUGAACAGUGCUGACCAAAUUUUUAACAGUGACCAGGGAACGCAAACAACGUUACAAUUAACUGGAAGCGUUAUGGCUGGGUACACUGCAACAACUUUUGUGAUCGGAAUCGAACGUCCAGAUGACUCGAAUUCAGCGUCUUCUACGUUUAACCUUCACACAAUUUGGUGGGUGCUGGCCUUUCAGGUUUCGCUGGUAGUGAAGCGUUUCCUUCAGGCAGUGUAAA